AUGGAAAACGGGGUAGGUGCAGUGGUAGUAUUGCUGAGACUGCAAAAUUUCUGCUCCAUAUACACAGUUGAGGCAGUGGAAAUUUCAUAUGCUUUGGACCUCAUCAAAAGAAAACGAAUACUCAAAGCAGUAAUCCUAAGCGACUCACUAAGUACCCUGAGGAGCAUCGAAAACCUCUCCACCCCAAAUGAAAUCGCCAGAAAAAUCCAAAAUCAACUCAUCGACUUUACUCAUUCCAGCUAUUCAAUCACCUUGAUAUGGAUCCCUAGUCACAUCCAAAUUUCGGGAAACGAAAGAGCUGACGAAAAAGCACGCCAAGCAAUAACCUCCUCUGAUGCUAUCAUACUCAACUGUUUUACCCUACACGACGCUAAAUCCAUAUCAAAAAUAAUCUCGAUCAACUUUUGGCUACGAGAAUGGAAACAAGGCUCCUCAAAAUUAACGAAAUCAAAAAUACUAUCCUCGCAUGGCCCUCCCCACCGGACCUCUCAAGGAAAAUGA
This is a messenger RNA of Cinara cedri, 501 nucleotides long. The record is from the annotation of a GenBank genome assembly. Lineage: Eukaryota; Metazoa; Arthropoda; Insecta; Hemiptera; Aphididae.